AAAGAAGAAGAAGAAGAAAAAGAAGAAGAAGACAUAACAUUAUGGAGGCAGAGGAAGCAAGAAGCAGGGAAUGCCACCCUUUACUGAGAGGUGGAAGAAGAGUUCACAGCUACAGUCAUGGCCUCUCUUCAUCUCAGAUUGAAUCACUCUCUGCCAUUUGCGAGGCUUUCGUUCCUCCUGUACCUUCAGAAGAUCCCCUUCACGUUGGCAGCAAGGAAGUCCCCUCUACCAAGACCGUUCAAUCCUUCUUCAAUGCUUCUGCUUCUCAGAACCCAAUCCCUGAUGAGGUUGCAGAGAUUUUUGUGAAGCGGGGUUCAUCAGAUGCUGUAGGAUUAGUGAGAAUUGUGUUAUGGGUUCUAUCGACCAGAUUGGGGACUCUGUUUCUGUGUGGAAUGCUCUGUUUAGGAUCGAAAUGGCCAUUCAUUCACAAAUUCUCUGAAAUUUCAUUGCAAAAAAGAGAAUUGAUUCUGAAGAAAUGGUCAACAGAGAAGUUCCUCGUUCCUCUUCGAGGGGUUUUUUUGAUUACCAAGAUCUUCUGUCUCUACACAUUCUUCUCACGGACUGAUGAAAAAUCGAAAAACCCAGCUUGGGAUGCAAUGGGAUACCAACUAGAGACUGAUGAGAACUCGCGAAGAACCCAGAAGGGAAGACCCCUUGAGAAAGGAAUAGUUGAAACUAAGCAAGAAACUGAUUCAACCCUUAUUAGAUCACUCACAGAAAAAGGUUUGAAAGUUAUAGAAGAUCCUCAACAGAACCACUACAAUAUUGAAUGUGAUGUUGUCAUUAUUGGUUCUGGUUGUGGUGGAGGAGUUGCAGCUGCAGUUCUUGCAGCUUCUGGCCAAAAAGUCAUUGUCCUUGAGAAAGGGGACUAUUUUGUGCCUGAAGACUAUUCUUCUCUGGAGGCUCCCUCUAUGGAUCAGCUCUAUGAAAAAGGUGGGUUUUUAACAUCUGUUAAUGGGGAAAUGAUGAUAGUUGCAGGUUCAACAGUGGGUGGUGGUUCAGCUGUGAACUGGUCUGCUUGCAUCAAAACUCCUGAUUCUGUGCUCAAGGAAUGGGCUGUGGAUCACAAGCUUCCUAUCUUCGGAGAUUCCGACUAUCUCUCUGCCAUGGAUACCGUGUUUAGAAGGCUUGGUGUCACAGAGACUUGUACAAUGGAAGGAAUCCAGAAUCAAGCCCUCCGUAAGGGAUGCGACAAUAUCGGUCUGAAGGUUGAAUUUGUUCCUCGGAAUUCUUCAGAGAUUCAUUACUGUGGGGAUUGCUGUUUUGGGUGUAAAACAGGAGAAAAAAAGGGGACUGAUUCUACUUGGUUGGUGGAUGCUGUAGGUGAUGGUGCAGUGAUCUUAACUGGAUGCAAAGCCAAGAAGUUCAUAUUGGAAAGGAAUGAGCUUAAUGGAACUAAAAAGAUGAAGUGCUUGGGAGUAAUGGCCACAACAUUGAAUAAAAACAUCACCAAAGAGCUGCACAUCAAAGCUAAGGUAACAGUCUCAGCAUGUGGGUCACUCUUGACACCACCUCUAAUGAUCUCAAGUGGACUCAAGAACCCAAACAUUGGCAAGCAUCUUCGUCUCCACCCUGUUAUGAUGGGUUGGGGAUACUUUCCAGAGUCAAGUUCAGAUCUCAAAGGUAAAGCAUAUGAGGGUGGUAUAAUCACAUCUUUGCACAAGGGAGUGGGAGAGAAUUCUAAUAUUAUUAGAUACAUCAUUGAAACUCCUGCAUUGGGUCCUGCUUCAUUCGCUUCGUUGUUCCCUUGGUUGUCUGGACGCGAUAUGAAGGAGAGGUUGGUGAAGUAUGCAAGGACUUCUAACAUUUUUGCACUAGUCAGGGAUCAGGGUUCAGGGGAGGUGAAGGCUGAAGGAAGGAUAAAGUACUCACCCACUCAAUUGGACAAAGAGAACCUCACAGCAGGAUUGCGUCAAGCCCUGAGGAUUUUGAUUGCCGCUGGAGCUGUUGAGGUAGGUACCUUCAGGAAUGAUGGGCAGAGAAUCAAAUGUAAGGGGACAAAGGAGGAGGAAUUGGAGGAGUUUUUGGAUUCUGUUGCAGCAUUGGAAGGUCCAAUGGCAGGUAAAGAGCAUUGGAACACAUACUUUUCUGCCCAUCAGAUGGGGAGUUGUAGGAUGGGAGCUACUCCUGAAGAAGGAGCAAUUGACGAAAAUGGUGAGAGUUGGGAUGCAGAGGGUCUAUUUGUAUGUGAUGGAAGUGUUUUGCCCACUGCAGUUGGAGUCAAUCCCAUGAUCACCAUUGAAUCCAUUGCCUACUGUCUGUCCAAAAAGAUUGCCAAGUCUAUGAAGAAGGUCUAAUUAGUUCCUCCUGGGAAUAACUGACCUUUAUUUUUGGUUUUGUUUUUUGGUGAGAUUAUUACAAAUGUAAUAAUGCUUUAAGAAGUUAUCAGAACAGAUGUUCUAGUGGAAAUAAGAAGUAAUCAUGGUGUAUUCAGAUUGAUCACUUGGUUUAUUAGGUUCAUCUCAAUUCAUAAAUAAUUGUAACAAUGUGAAUGUAAGUCAUCUUCCUUCUUUUUCAGGUUUC
This is a messenger RNA of Telopea speciosissima, 2523 nucleotides long. Its product is annotated as long-chain-alcohol oxidase FAO2-like. NCBI's taxonomy places the organism in Eukaryota, Viridiplantae, Streptophyta, Magnoliopsida, Proteales, Proteaceae. The record is from RefSeq and is a predicted model, not a curated record. Gene Ontology annotation, molecular function: flavin adenine dinucleotide binding; long-chain-alcohol oxidase activity. Bases 42 to 2297 code for a protein of 751 amino acids. The transcript is spliced from 3 exons.